Corythoichthys intestinalis (scribbled pipefish) is the source of this 2642-nucleotide messenger RNA. RefSeq names its product oocyte zinc finger protein XlCOF6.1-like. The transcript has 3 exons. The coding region runs from base 239 to 1630 and encodes 463 amino acids. NCBI's taxonomy places the organism in Eukaryota, Metazoa, Chordata, Actinopteri, Syngnathiformes, Syngnathidae. The record is from RefSeq and is a predicted model, not a curated record.
ACGACUGGGCAUGUUGGAGCAGUAUUUUCUUCGUGCACGUAUUGUUUUUCCUAGGUUUCAAUCACUUAACUAAAUCGAAGUUUCGACGACGUGUCCAGAAUUACCUACGUUACGGACAUCAGUCUUCAAGUCUCGACAUCGUUGAAGUUUUUUCGCCUACUUUAGCCUAGCUUAGCUGGCAAACCACUAACAAAGCAGCAAAGCACGUCGUCAAGCGUUCUCAAAUCAAGUGAGGAAAAUGUCCGCAAAAACGACAACUGCUGCAGUAAGGGAACUUUGUGGCGUUAAAGAGGAGGCCCCACGUCACCAAGACUCGACUGUGUGCAAAAUAAUGCACGCAAAGGUUGUUCUUCGCAGACUCGAAGAUCUAUAUGUCAGCCAAGCCUAUUGUCUUGAGCACCAGGAUUCUGCAUGCGUCAAGGGGGAGGAGGAAGAGUCGCCAUACAUCAAGGAGAAGACAGACUUCGUUCACAUUCAAGGUUUCCGAAAAUAUCUUGUUUCUGAGCGUCAGGAGCCAGAAUCUCCUGGCGUUAAAGAGGAUGUUGAGCUCCCCCAAAUCAAAGAGGAGGAGGAGCCAGAGCCCUGUCAACAGAAGGAGAGAGAAGAGCAACUUCCAAUCAGAAAGGAAGAGGACGAGCUGCCAUAUGUUAAAGAGCAGGAAGGUAUCACCAGCUCGACUGUUGAGCCCUUGAAGGGUGAAGAAGAUCCGAGUGAGGCCAACAAAGGUGCGGAGCCUCCAAGCGGCAGCAGCAGCAGCUCAACAGAAGGAUUGCAAGCAGACAUUUUCAUCGCUCCAUCAAACAGUGCCACGUCCCACUCACCUUACAAUGAUGAUGUACAUAAGGAAUCUCACCAUGACGACAAACUCUUCAAAUGCUCUCAAUGUGGGAAAACCUUUGCUCAUAAAUAUACUUGUCGGAGGCAUAUGAGGAGGCACACUGGUGAGAAACCUUUUUCCUGCUCUUUUUGUCAUCAAAGAUUCAGUCUCAAGAGCGUCUUACAAAUACACGAAAGGACCCACACGGGAGAAAAACCUUUUUCCUGUACAGUUUGUGGUCAAAGAUUCAGUCGCAAGAGCGACUUACAAAGACACGAAAGAACCCACACGGGAGAAAAACCUUUUUCCUGCUCGGUUUGUGGUAAAAGAUUCGCUCGAAAGCAAUACUUGGAAAUACACACAAGAACCCACACGGGAGAAAAACCUUUUUCCUGCUUCGUUUGUGGCCAAAUGUUCACUGAGAAGGGAAGCUUAACGCAACACACACGAAUCCACACUGGAGACAAACCUUUUUCCUGCUCAGUUUGUGGUCAAGGAUUCGCACAAAAGCAAACCUUAAGAAUACAUGUAAUAACACACACGGGAGAAAAACCUUUUUCCUGCUCCGUUUGUGGUCUAAGAUAUGCUCGAAAGGAACGUUUGAAAAUACACGCAAGAACACACACAGGAGAAAAACCAUUUUCCUGCUCAGUGUGUGGCCAAAGGUUUACUGAGAAAGGAAGCGUAACAAAACACACACGAACCCACACUGAAGACAAACCUUUUUACUGCUCAGUUUGUGGUCAAGGAUUCACUCGGAAGGAUUGGAUUAAGAGACACUUGUGUGUUGGUGUGGGAAUCAGUGACCACUGAUUGUAUGCCUGUCAUCUAUGCUUGUUUUAUCAGAUUGUGCACGCAGGACGAUUGUACAGUGCUAGCCAAAAGUAUUGGCACCCCGGCAGUUCUGUCAGAUAAUGCUUAAUUUCUCCCAGAAAAUGAUUGCAUACAAGGUGAUUUUCGGCAUUUAUUCCCCUGCUGUGUCCUCCGCGACAAGCACUCCCGCUGGACGCUCGCUAACAUUGCCCUGUGUCCGGCGGGACUGCUUGCCAGGGCCGCAGUUAAUUUGGAUAACAAUUUGGUGUUGUUUAAAUUAAAAAAAAUAAAUCUGACAUAUUCACUCUGAAGUGGCCACAAUAUUUGUAUAAAUGAAUAAUCCAACGGCAUAGGUUUGGUCUCAAAGUUGGUAGGGACAAUAUAACCUUAAUCAUAACCUGCGUGUACACACUUUGCUGGGGACAGGACAUUAAUAAAACCAAUUAGAUUGGGUGAAUGGCGGUCAGGGCUACAUUUCUCUCCAAUAAGAACCCAAUUAUUUGAUCAGCUUGAUGACUGAUGCAAAAUAAAUCUGCAUUGACCUACUAACUUUCACAUUGCAAAUUUACAGUAUAACGUCAAUCUGUUAAUUUUUCUUGAAUCUAGUAUUAAUUUUCAUCUUGUUUUGAGUUGUAAAGGCUAGUUAAUAUAUUACUGCGUCAGUCUUCCACUCACGUUUAGUAAAUACAGUGGGGCAAAUAACUAGUCAACCACUAAUUGUGCAAGUUCUCCCACUUGAAAAUAUUACAGAGGCCUGUAAUUGUCAACAUGGUUCAACAUCAACCAUGAGAGACAGAAUGUGGAAAAAAAACAGAAAAUCACAUUGUUUGAUUUUUAAAGAAUCUUAUUUGCAAAUCAUGGUGGAAAAUAAGUAUUUGGUCAAUACCAAUCUCAAUACUUUGUUAUGUACCCUUUGGUGGCAAUAACGGAGGCCAAACAUUUUCUGUAACUUUUCACACACUCUUGCUGGUAUUUUGGCCCAUUCCUCCAUGCAUCCUCUAGAGCAGUGAUG